AUGGUCGCGCUGCAAACUUGUAAAUGGCCUCAUGAAAUCGAGUCGUCGGUCGCGGCACCGCGUCUGUUCCGUGCCGGAGUCAUGGACUGGCACACUCUGGCACUCAAGCUUGCGCCGCACAUCGUCGCCAGUGCCCACCCCGUCGAGGGCGAAGGUGGAAUCGGCAGCGUUAGGCAGUUUAACUUUACCUCAGCCAUGCCCUUUACCCUGAUGAAGGAGAGGCUCGAGUACCUGGACGUGGAGAAGUGCAAGUGCAAGUCGACCCUCGUCGAAGGCGGCGGCAUGGGCGUUGCGAUUGAAACGGCGACGUCACACAUCAAGGUGGAUCCGGCGGCCGACGGCAGGAGCAUCGCGAAGGUGGACUCAACGUACAAGCUGCUGCCGGGCGUGGAGGACGUGCACAUCAAGGUGUGGACUUGA
This is a messenger RNA of Triticum aestivum (bread wheat), 420 nucleotides long. Its product is annotated as pathogenesis-related protein 1-like. NCBI's taxonomy places the organism in Eukaryota, Viridiplantae, Streptophyta, Magnoliopsida, Poales, Poaceae. Gene Ontology annotation, biological process: defense response; abscisic acid-activated signaling pathway. Gene Ontology annotation, molecular function: signaling receptor activity; protein phosphatase inhibitor activity; abscisic acid binding. The coding region runs from base 1 to 420 and encodes 139 amino acids. Gene Ontology annotation, cellular component: nucleus; cytoplasm. The transcript is spliced from 5 exons. The record is from RefSeq and is a predicted model, not a curated record.